GAAUGACGUCAUAACAUGGCGGACAUUUGAAAGAUGCAAGUUUUCCUCUGAUGCUCUGUGUGAUUUCAAGUUGAUUUCAUUCAAAAUGUAGAUUAUUCAAUCAAAACGACGACUGUUAUAUACUGAAUGGUCAUGCCUUCUACCAAGAAGCAGCCUUUAAAGGACUUGCACUUAGCCAGCUCGAUGUCAGAGCUUGUAGCGUUAGCCGAUCCUAACAUCGAAUCUAACAAGAACGCAAAUCCAAACUUGUUUUGCAAAUCUGCUGAUAAGGUUUUCCUAAAGGCAAGUGAGUUUGAUCUGGAAAAUGAUGAAGAGAAUGCUUUUGUGUUCUACAUGCGCUACUUUAAGAUCAUCUCCCUCAUCAAGGCUACAACCAAGUACAAACAAGAUAAGGCACACUUUGACAAACUUAUUGGUGCAACAAAACCAAUUAAGGCCAUUGACAGGUCAGAGAAGCUUCAGACAAGUCUCACAAAGAGGUAUGAAAAUGCAAAAGAGGAAAAAGAAGCUAGACUUUUGCUGGAAAGAAAAGAGAAAGAAAGAGCUGAGGCAUCAGAAGCAGCUAAAGCAAGCCAAAAUAAAAGUGGUGACAAUAAUCUGGAUGACUUGUUAAAUGGCCCAGAACUCAACUCUCCUUCAGAGCUUUAUCAGAAGCUUCAGGUUAAUCCAUCAUCUGUCUUACAACCACAAGGAAUAGGCAGUACAGAUGUCAGAGUCACUAAUCAUAGUGAGACGGUUCCCUUUCUAAAAGCUGAAGAUCUGUACUUGAUCAUAAAGAAAGAGGAAAGUGGUAGAAAUCUGUUGAUACUUGACAUCAGAACACAAGCAGAGUAUGCAAAGAACCAUAUAUUUCAUCCUUCCUGCAUUAAUAUCCCCGAGGAAAUGUUACAGCAUGGAGUCUCUUUAAGCAACAUUGACCGACGGCUAACGGAAAAGACGCGUCUGAUGUGGCGAGAACGAGGUGACAAAAGACAUAUUGUGAUUGUGGAUAAAUCCACAGAGGUUUCCCAAGUCACACCGGAUUCCCUCAUACAGAGGGUUAAGAAUGCCAUAUACAAGUAUGACUCAAACUGUUUUCUGCAAAGUGAACCGCUUAUCCUGGAUGGAGGGUUUGAUAGCUGGCUUUGGCACUACCCCUCUCUUGCCACCAGGUCAGAACUACCCAAGGUUGAUUCAGGGUCCGUACCCUCACUGGAUAGCGGAGUCAUAUCAAACCUCUCUUCUCUUGAUUACCCUGAACUACCAGAGGAUGAACCACAUCCUGCACAGCCCUCUACCCCUGUCAUCAAGCAAGGGGACCCAAGCCCUUAUGGGAGUGGCAAAGAGCCGUAUCAAAAUGGGUUAUACCCAACAGUCAAUGCUGGGGUAGUAAGUUCUCAGGGUACACAAGUUGAGCCUGAUCAGACUGAUAAGCAAGCUGGGAAUGGCCCGAUAACUCCGGGUUUGUCAAUAAACAAACCAAGUAGUCAUGUUAUCAGACACCAGACGCCUGGUCCUUCCUUUACUGCCUCUAAUCAAGGGCCAGGAAAAGGAGAAAGCCAGGUGGUGGACGGAAGUGUUGGGUCGCCCACUACUAUGGAUAGAAAAACAGUAGGCUAUGAUACCAAUUUAGUCGACGAAACUAAAGUGCCACAGAAUUCAAAUGUUAAUCGAGACAAAAAAGAUAUUGUGUAUGCAAAACUCGAUUUUCCAGGCAAACCGGAAAGCCAGCCAGGCAUGGAUAAACGUAAGUUGGGAGAUGAAAAGCUUGAUCACCCACUUCCCACCACCAAACAGAACAAUUCAAGUAACUAUGCGGAACUGGUAUUUCCUGGGAAACCUGGAGGGCCACCAGUCAGCCAAGUACAAGGUUUUGCUCCAGGAAAUGGUACAAGAAAUAUAACUAAAGAAAAUACGGGUAAAGAGACAUCAAAGACCCAACAGCCAGAACCUCGAGUACCCAAAUCUUCUGGGUUCAUAACAACUGCUGGUCUGCCCCAUGGAUGGGAGAAAGCUGUAGAUCAGACAACUGGGAGAAUCUUUUAUCGUGAUCACAACACUCAGACAACUCACUGGAACCCUCCACAGACAACCCAAAAGCCUACCUUGUUGCCGACCAGGCUACUGACACCAGCACAGCCAUCAAAUAUCACACAAGCUCAGACCUCACACAGAACAACAGAAAUAAAUGGCUCGAUAAGCACUGUGGGUAGACCGGAUGGAGCAGUAGCAAGGCCACAGCCACAUCGAUCAGCCGAGCCUUCUAUACCGACGCCUCACACAAUGCAACAGGGGCAGCCCCCAGCGAUUGAAAUCAAGCAGCAACCGCAGCCCCCUGCUGUUGAACCACCCCCAGAGCCUAAGCCCAAGGCAAAACCAGCUACUCCAGACAGAUUAUUGCAGCCCACCAAGUCAAAUUUGCGUCGUUCAUUGUCUUCCCCCAACUUGGCGAAGCUAGAAGAUGUUCCACUCAGACCUGAGAUUAAUAGAUCAGCAAAGCCUGUUGAGCCGUCGCCUGUUCCUGCUAAGCCUUCCUUCACCCGCAGUACUAAGCCUGUCACUUUGAAGCUGGACUCGCUCAACCCGAUUCAUGGAGGACUGGGCUGCGGCCUAACUGGGCUACGAAAUCUUGGCAAUACGUGCUAUAUGAAUUCUGUUCUUCAGUGCUUAUUUAAUACCGCGCCUUUGGCUGCCUACUUUGUGUCAGGCGCUUUCCGAGACGACAUCAACAAGGAAAACCCUUUGGGUACCAGGGGUGAGCUAGCUGAGCAGUUCUCAAUCCUGGUGCGUGCUACCAAUUGUGGUCGCUUCAAGUCCUUAUCACCCUUAGAAUUCAAACGGCUUAUUGGUAGGAUCAAGACGUCAUUUGCGGGUUAUGACCAGCAGGACUCUCAGGAAUUCCUGGCCCUUAUGAUGGACAAGCUACAUGAGGAUGUCUGCCAGAUUCGACACAAGCCCUACUUGAAGGCUCCCGAUGACAACAUAGAUCCAGCUGAGGCAGCGAACAUCACGUGGGAUAAUCACCGGAAGCGCAACGAGUCUCUAAUGCUGAACCUGUUUGACGGCAUGUUCAAGUCUACCGUUCGCUGUCUCGUCUGCGCUAAGGAUUCCGUGACGUAUGAGACGUUCUCGAAUCUAACUCUUCCCUUGCCUGGAAACAGUAACCACUGCUCGCUGCGGGACUGCAUCAAGCUGUUCACGCGUGCCGAACGCAUGUCUGGCGAUGAUAUGUGGUACUGCCCGCGGUGUAAGCAGCACCGUGUAGCCAGCAAGCAACUCCAGAUCUGGCGACUUCCGCCAAUACUUAUAGUACAUCUGAAACGGUUCCAGUAUGACGGGAUGUGGCGGCAAAAGCUGCAGACAGCGGUAUCCUUUCCUGUCGAUGGCCUGGAUAUGAGUGGCUACAUCACUGGCCCCACGAAGAGACCCGCCUAUCACCUGUACGGGGUGUCCAACCACUACGGUACCAUGCACGGUGGCCACUACACCGCCUUCUGUAAGAACGCGCACAACCAGCGAUGGUUCAAGUUUGACGACCAGGUCGUCACGGAGAUGAGUGCUAAUGAUAUUGUGAGCUCAGCUGCAUACCUCUUGUUCUACACUUCAUUCGAGUUCACUCCCCCGAAACUAAUUUAAAAUUAUAACCAAGUCGUACAGAUGCAAUGGUUGAUAACCGAUGGCGUAAAGACGGCAGGAACCACUACUUAGGUACAUGUUAGCCUUGCAUGUGUGUCACUUAGGUGCAUGUCUGUGUUUGUAGGGUUGAGUCAAAAUAGUCAACACUUAGAAUAGAGUUUAGGACCUUACACAUACCCCGUCCGCUGAACUGGUUGCCCACUGGUUGUAAAAAGUAUAGGCUUUUAAGGCUCCUUAGCUGAUGCCUUGCUAGAUACAGGAGAUAAAGGUCUUGACCUAGUGUCUUCCAGGGUAUAUAAUGGUAUUGCCCUUGCCUCUCUUCUUUUUAAAGCGCCAUAGUCAGGCUUACCUUUCUUUAUUGUUUUCUUUAAAUACAAGAAGACAAACUGUGUGUAAAGAUCGAGAGAUAAACAUCUAAACACAAAGUGUUAUGCUUUGUUUACCAAAUUCAGUGAAAGAUAUCGCCAUAGCUUCCCCAAAACAGCCAACGGAAUGGAUGCUUUUACGCAGCAUUUUGCAAAGAAUGACAAAAUUUCGGAUGACUGAAACUCUUUAAUAACCUUCUUGCUAAACCUCAUAUCUUUGUCAUUUGUUUGACGCAUUUAUUGCCUCGCAUUUUCUAUGGACAGAAACUUAACUUCAGGGCCCGUGUAAAAUGGUUCUGCUGUUGCGGCAACGGUGCCACUCGUGGCGAAGUUAACAAAAUAUAUCAAAAUGAAUAUAUAACUAUCUUUAUUACAAUAAAACUAACAGAGCGUGGUGAAUUAAAUGUAUUAGUGAUCGUUUUAUAUCAUGCCACUCAAGACAAAGCUAAAUUAAUAAUGAUUCUAACGCAUGAUCACAAGAUUGAUUUGUAUUCAAGGUUGAAUUAUGAUUUCAGUGACUCCCAAAGGCUGUACAUAGCAACGCUACCUCAACGUCUGUAUGAAUAAAAUCGGCACAAUUGAACCACUUGUGCAUCGAGUGCUAAAUUAUUACAAAUACAUACCAAUACCUUUUUUGCUACACAUCAUUGUAAAGUGACUCGCGCUUAAAAUAUACUGUGCUCAAAACUGA
Nematostella vectensis (starlet sea anemone) is the source of this 4671-nucleotide messenger RNA. RefSeq names its product ubiquitin carboxyl-terminal hydrolase 8-like. Lineage: Eukaryota; Metazoa; Cnidaria; Anthozoa; Actiniaria; Edwardsiidae. The transcript has 16 exons. The coding region runs from base 127 to 3615 and encodes 1162 amino acids. Gene Ontology annotation, molecular function: protein binding; cysteine-type deubiquitinase activity. Gene Ontology annotation, biological process: protein deubiquitination. The record is from RefSeq and is a predicted model, not a curated record.